This is a messenger RNA of Centrocercus urophasianus (Greater sage-grouse), 2467 nucleotides long. It is a transcript of the gene GFPT2, whose product is annotated as glutamine-fructose-6-phosphate transaminase 2. Gene Ontology annotation, biological process: UDP-N-acetylglucosamine metabolic process; carbohydrate derivative biosynthetic process; protein N-linked glycosylation. The transcript is spliced from 19 exons. Gene Ontology annotation, molecular function: L-glutamine:D-fructose-6-phosphate transaminase (isomerizing) activity; carbohydrate derivative binding. The record is from RefSeq and is a predicted model, not a curated record. Bases 96 to 2144 code for a protein of 682 amino acids. NCBI's taxonomy places the organism in Eukaryota, Metazoa, Chordata, Aves, Galliformes, Phasianidae.
GUGGCCGCAUUAUAAGAGGCUGCCGAGAAGGCGGCAAGCUCUCAGCCGGGCCGUCGGGUGGGAGUCGCGCUUCCUGUCAGCGAGAAAGGUUCGCCAUGUGCGGAAUUUUUGCUUAUCUGAACUACAGAGUACCCAGGACUCGGAAGGAAAUUUUUGAAACCCUGAUAAAAGGAUUACAGAGACUAGAAUACAGGGGAUAUGACUCUGCAGGAGUGGCAAUUGAUGGAAAUAAUAAUGAAGAUAAAGAAAGGUUCAUCAAACUGGUCAAGAAAAGAGGAAAAGUAAAGGCCCUGGAAGAAGAGUUGUACAAACAAGAUGACUUGGAUUCCAAAGCAGAUUUUGAAACGCAUUUUGGAAUUGCUCAUACUCGCUGGGCGACCCAUGGAGUACCAAGUGCAAUAAACAGCCACCCUCAGAGAUCAGAUAAAGGGAACGAAUUUGUUGUUAUCCAUAAUGGAAUCAUCACAAAUUACAAAGACCUGAGAAAAUUUCUGGAAAGCAAAGGCUAUGAAUUUGAGUCUGAAACAGAUACAGAAACGAUCCCUAAACUGAUCAAAUAUAUGUAUGACAACAGAGAGAGUGAAGACACCAGUUUUUCAGCCUUGGUAGAAAGAGUUAUUCAACAGUUGGAAGGUGCUUUUGCACUGGUUUUCAAGAGCAUCCAUUACCCAGGUGAAGCUGUUGCUACCAGAAGAGGGAGUCCUUUGCUCAUUGGAGUUAGAAGCAAGUACAAGCUUUCCACUGAACAGAUUCCUGUUUUAUAUGGAACAUGCAACAUUGAGAAUAUGAAGAACAUGUGCAAUUCACGAAUGAAAAGAUUGGACAGCUCUACCUGCCUGCAUGCUGUUGGGGAUAAAGCAGUAGAAUUUUUCUUUGCUUCAGAUGCAAGUGCUAUCAUUGAGCAUACCAACAGAGUGAUUUUCUUAGAAGAUGAUGACAUUGCAGCAGUAACUGAUGGGAAGCUUUCAAUUCACCGUCUGGAGCGUUCAGCUAGUGACGAUCCUUCCCGGGUCAUCCAGACCUUGCAGAUGGAAUUGCAGCAAAUCAUGAAGGGUAACUUCAGUGCAUUCAUGCAAAAGGAAAUUUUUGAACAACCAGAAUCAGUUGUCAAUACGAUGAGAGGCAGGGUGAAUUUUGAGAACAGCACAGUCCUGCUGGGGGGUCUGAAGGACCAUUUGAAAGAAAUCAGAAGAUGCCGAAGGCUGAUCAUUAUUGGCUGUGGGACCAGUUAUCAUGCUGCAGUAGCUACUCGACAAGUACUGGAAGAAUUAACUGAAUUACCUGUGAUGGUGGAACUUGCUAGUGACUUCUUGGACAGGAACACACCUGUGUUCAGAGAUGAUGUCUGCUUUUUUAUAAGUCAGUCAGGUGAAACUGCAGAUACCCUUAUGGCUUUGAGGUAUUGCAAAGAACGCCGUGCUCUAACAGUUGGCAUCACAAACACCGUGGGAAGCUCAAUAUCCAGAGAGACUGACUGUGGUGUACAUAUCAAUGCUGGACCUGAGAUAGGUGUGGCAAGCACAAAGGCUUAUACCAGCCAGUUUGUGUCUCUUGUAAUGUUCGGCCUCAUGAUGUCAGAAGACCGAAUUUCUCUGCAGAAAAGGAGAAGGGAAAUCAUUAGUGGACUAAAAUCAUUGCCAGAGAUGAUUAAAGAAGUCUUAUCCUUGGAUGAGAAGAUACAUGACUUGGCUCUUGAGCUGUACAAACAAAGGUCGCUGCUGGUUAUGGGUCGUGGAUAUAAUUAUGCCACUUGUCUGGAAGGAGCUCUGAAAAUAAAAGAAAUCACCUAUAUGCACUCUGAAGGUAUCCUGGCUGGUGAGCUUAAACAUGGUCCGCUAGCCCUAAUAGAUAAACAGAUGCCUGUUAUCAUGGUCAUCAUGAAGGAUCCUUGCUUCACCAAGUGCCAGAAUGCUUUGCAACAGGUCACAGCUCGACAGGGUCGUCCAAUCAUCCUGUGUUCUAAGGAAGACACAGAAAGCUCAAAAUUUGCCUACAAAACCAUUGAGCUGCCUCACACAGUUGACUGCCUUCAAGGAAUCUUGAGUGUUAUUCCUCUCCAGUUGCUUUCAUUCCACCUGGCUGUUCUCAGAGGAUAUGAUGUGGAUUUCCCAAGGAAUUUGGCCAAAUCGGUUACUGUAGAAUAACAGCCAAGAAUAGUGGAUAUUUUUAUCACCAGACCUCUGUGUUAUGCUUAUUGAAAUGUGUUGUUCUGAAUCAAUAGGUACAUGUUUUUCAAAGGGAAUGAGAGUGAUAACUGGUCAGUGUCAGAAGGAUUUAUCUUGCAGCUUUAAAAGCUCCCGAUGUGCCUUGUUACCCAAGUGCUUUUGCUCUCAGCAAAUAUUUCUAAGUCCUGAAAUUGCCAAAGGAUAAGAUAAAAAUCAAUGUUUACACAUGGUAUACUGAAUGAACUUUUCUACAGUGCAAUAUAUAUAUAUAUAUAUAUAUAUAUACAGCUCUCUUCAGAGUA